AUGCCUCUUAUUAACGAAUCUCACGACUCUCUACCUUACGUCGACGCUGAACCUUCAGCCGUUGCGCGCCAGCGAGCCCAGCAGCUCAUCAACGCCGAAUUGUCCGCCGAACACGCGACAACUAUUCAUCCCUCCAUUCCUCCAGCUCCAGAAUCAAGUUUCUCCUCUCUCAUUCAACAAGAAUUGGAGCGCAAGGCGAAUGGCGCGCCUCUCACUGGUGGAAUCGAUCUCACUCGUUACGAAGCACCCGAACCUCCUACUCGUGCCGCAGCCGGCGAAACCCCCAAUCUAGACGAAUGGCGUCAGGCUUUACAAAAAGCCUACAAGUCCAGCUCUCAUCUCUCCAAGCGCCAUGAGAAUCUUACUCUGCUCGAUGAAAACGGCAAGAACGCGUGGUUGAUUGGUAACUCGCAGCUCGAGUAUAUCCUACAUGGCCUUGAGAAGGAGCUGGCGGAAACUAAGGAGGCUGCGGAGGAGGUGAAUAAGCAACGUAAAAUUGCACAAGAGGCCAGAUAUGGCGAGUUGUCAAGUCUGGAGGAUACGUGGAAGCGCGGUGUUGGUGCCAUUUUGGAUGUGGAGUUGGCAUCUGAGGGUCUGCGCAUGCAGAUUUUGGAACACCGACGACAGACCGCGCAGCAGCAAUCGCGCUGA
This is a messenger RNA of Penicillium malachiteum, 651 nucleotides long. RefSeq names its product pre-mRNA-splicing factor SPF27 family protein. Bases 1 to 651 code for a protein of 216 amino acids. Gene Ontology annotation, biological process: mRNA processing. The transcript is spliced from 2 exons. The record is from RefSeq and is a predicted model, not a curated record. Gene Ontology annotation, cellular component: catalytic step 2 spliceosome; Prp19 complex; precatalytic spliceosome. Lineage: Eukaryota; Fungi; Ascomycota; Eurotiomycetes; Eurotiales; Aspergillaceae.